This is a messenger RNA of Polyodon spathula (Mississippi paddlefish), 2092 nucleotides long. It is a transcript of the gene thumpd2, whose product is annotated as THUMP domain containing 2. Gene Ontology annotation, biological process: tRNA methylation. The coding region runs from base 492 to 1988 and encodes 498 amino acids. Gene Ontology annotation, molecular function: tRNA (guanine) methyltransferase activity; RNA binding. Lineage: Eukaryota; Metazoa; Chordata; Actinopteri; Acipenseriformes; Polyodontidae. The record is from RefSeq and is a predicted model, not a curated record. The transcript is spliced from 10 exons.
AGCACAAACCAGAAUUUCUUACGCCUCCAUUGACUAUCCAUAGAAAAAAAAACUAUGCCGAGUGCCGAGCCCUCUUUAUAUACCACAAUGCUUUGCGCGCAUUAAAACGGAACUAAAGGCAGAGUCGAGUAUCUUGUUAAAUAGACUAUAGUUUUGUGCUCUUUUGUUGUUAUCUAUCUGGGAGGCGCUUUUGGCUGCAAACUUAUUCUUCUUGUGUUAUAUUAGUUUAUCCACGUGGGUCCUCCCUGCCCUGUUCCGUUUCCGUAUCGAUAACAGAAAGCAUGCAGGCUUCGCUGAAGAAAAUGAGUCUAGUGUCUGUGGGCUUCUGUGAUAACAAUUAGCCUGUAUCGGUGUUAGCCGUUAAAUUACCCGAGUCUCAUCAGCAGCAGAAUACAGCACAGGUUUCAGUGACGCAGAUAAUCAGAUUUAAAAACGUCAGUACAAAUUUGUUCACAACUUUGCUUUGCCUUUGUUCACAACAAGAAGUAGAAAUGUCAGGAACAAGUUGUGUUUUACGUCCAUACCGGUAUUUUUGUACUGCAGGAAAAGGCAUGGAACAAUUUCUUGUUCAAGAAGUCAUUUCAAAACUGACAGCUUUUGAUGUGGAACAGGUACCAGGCAAAGUCUUCUUCACAACCAGUGCAAAUGUGAAAACGCUGCAAGGACUAAAAUCAGCGGAAAGGUUAUUUCUGCUGUUGAAGAAAGAGCCUCCCAUAAGUGUGCCAUGGAAUACAGGAAAGGCAAAACAUGUAAUUCAGAAGAAAAUAAUUGGAGAUGAUAGAGUAUGGAUGGAUACGCUUUCUACUUGGCAGAUACUUCAGAGAGCUUUAAAUGACAGUUCUUCAUAUAAAAGCAACACCAAAAACAGCCGGAAGAGAAAAUGGGAGGAGGAAGGCCACAAAGAGUGUAAUAAGAAAAUGAACCUGGAGGGAGGAUUCUUGGGAAGUCCAUCGCAAGUUGAUCUUGAAAGAAUCCCAGAUCAGGAGAGCAUUCAGUUGGACUCAGUAAUCUGUGGGGACGAUAGGAAGAGUUCUGUGCGUGAAAAGGUCUCUCAGGAAGAUGUUUCAUUGAACCCCAAAGAACUGUCAGCAUUGUUCAGAGUUUCUUGCCGCUGUAGUGGCAGUGUUGCUAAGAGAUUUAAUGCACAGGAGCUUGGACAAAUUAUUGGAACUGCUUUAACUAAACGGCUUGGAUGGAAAGCAGAGCUGAGAGACCCAGAUGUCGAGGUUAAUGUACACCUAAGUGACGAGCACUGUGUUUUGGGGAUCCCAGUUUUCAGGCUUCCUUUAGCUCAUAGGACAUAUAUUAAAACAACAGGACUUAGAUCAACUAUUGCUUGGGCUAUGGUGUCUCUGGCUGAUAUCAAGGCUGGCACGACCUUGUUGGACCCAAUGUGUGGGGUUGGCACCAUUCUUUUAGAAGCUGCUGAAGAUUGGCAGGGUGCAUUUUUUCUGGGGUUUGACAUUAAUGAAUCACAACUGAAAGAAGCGUACAAUAAUGUGCAGUUUGCAAAUCUGACUGAGAAAAUUGACCUAAUCAGAGCAUCAGUGAUGGAGAUGCCGCUCCUGUCAGCUAGUGUCGAUGCUAUAGUUUGUGACAUUCCAUUUGGGAGAAAAUUCAACAGUGAAACCGAUAUGAGAACAAUGCUGCCAGAUAUUCUAAAAGAAAUGGAAAGGGUGCUUUGUGUUGGUGGGAACCUCGUGCUGCUGCUAAGUCCUCAGCUCUCCAUGCACUUGAAGAAGUAUUUUAAUAAAGAAUGUAAGGCAGCCAAUAAUGCUAUUUCAUCUUCUGGGUACUCUGAAGACGCAGGGACAUCUUCUCAAGAUACGAAUGAGAAGAUGGUUCCAUUCGCUAGGGAAGCCACACUAAAGGAAAACUGUAAUUCUUUGUCAAAUGGAUUUGUUUCUUUAGUACCAAAUGGCACAUACAGAGUAAGCCUAGGGGCAACUGAUGCACUCAUACACAGGUACAAAAAGGUUUCUGUCUGAAUGUCUUUCAGCAAACACUUCAUGUACACAAUUAUAUGUGGUUAGCUGUUCAAUUGUAACAUUAUUCUGCAAAUAAAUAUUUUUUUACCUUUCUUUUUAAUUGA